Rana temporaria (common frog) is the source of this 542-nucleotide messenger RNA. Its product is annotated as protein kinase C theta type-like. Gene Ontology annotation, biological process: protein phosphorylation. Gene Ontology annotation, molecular function: ATP binding; protein kinase activity. The transcript has 3 exons. Bases 111 to 536 code for a protein of 141 amino acids. NCBI's taxonomy places the organism in Eukaryota, Metazoa, Chordata, Amphibia, Anura, Ranidae. The record is from RefSeq and is a predicted model, not a curated record.
UUUUUUCUCUCCGCAGAGACCUGACGAGACGAAACAUUCUUAUAGAUGGCACUGGUCAUGUGAAAAUUGCUGACUACGGCCUGUCAGUAGCCAACGUAUUUGGAUCUAACAUGGUGCUUGGACAAGUUGGAGACACAGAAAUUGCAGCUCCAGAGAUACACUCCAGAAUGCCAUAUGAACUAGCCGCAGAUUACUUUGCAUUGGGGAUCUUACUAUUUAAAGCAGCCUUUGGUAAAGAACCUUUCACACACAAGGAGGGUCAACUUCAGCACCCCAUAUUAUUGCUCGAGCCAUGUUACCCAGACAAUGCUGACCCCAUCCUCGUCAGCUUUCUAAACAAGCUCCUGUGCAAAGAUCCGCAGGUGCGCAAAGAAGAAGUUGCCAAGAUUCGAGAGGAUCCAUUUUUCAAUGAAAUAAAUUGGAAGGAGGUGGAGGCAAGGGAAGCUCCCCCGCCAUUUUCUAUACGUCGAAAGGUAAGUAAAAGUUUUGCGCUGUAUGUUUGGUCCGCCAGCUUGUCACUGUACACACGGCUGUGACCGAUG